AUGCCUGAAUUAUAUCCUUCCCCUACAUCCACUUCUGAUAAUCAGAAUUCACUCAAUGAGUACCCGGCCCCUCACUCUCACUCCUGCAGACAUUUCAGCUACUAUGUUGAUGUCUGCAUCGCACAUCCGCACAUCCAUCUCCCAUAUCAGGCGGAGGCUGCAAACAACAAUAUUCCCCCUUUGGCUUGGAUCAGGCACUUCAAAGCCGGGCUGCAAUGGGAGAUCACUACUUUUGUCACUCCCAUCCUCCAGUACUCAGCUGCCAGGAACAUCAUUUCGGUCGUUCCCAGCCCUAUUGCUCAUAUUAUUCAUUUGAUUCCCAGUCACACCUGGAACACGGUUCUGGAUCACAUCUUUUCCUAUCACAUCUGUUUGUUUCAUGAUGUCGCAGAUCCCGGAGAUCCAUCCCGGAUCGUAUCUGGCUAUGAUACCCCAUGGUGGAUGGGAGAAACUGCAAUCCUGAACGAACCAUGGCAAUGGGAUCGGGUGAUGACUUGCUGUAUCUUUCACUACCAGCAUUGGCUAGAUGGCAUUGAGAAUGAUGGUCUGACAAUUCCGGAGCAGGUGGAUCAUACCUCAGUUCCAUCACUGAUGGGACUGAGGUGGAUUAGAGAACACCUCCUGACAUUACUUGAGGAGCAAUGUGAGGGCAUCUGUGACAAGAUGGCAGAGAUACAAAUCUACACUGCCAUGCUGGACAGAUUGAAGAGAGGCAGAGGAGAGUAG
Messenger RNA from Suillus bovinus, 726 nucleotides. RefSeq lists its product as uncharacterized. The transcript is spliced from 3 exons. The record is from RefSeq and is a predicted model, not a curated record. NCBI's taxonomy places the organism in Eukaryota, Fungi, Basidiomycota, Agaricomycetes, Boletales, Suillaceae. Bases 1 to 726 code for a protein of 241 amino acids.